GUGCUGGACACUUCGGCCGAUUUGGUUGCUGCCACCAGGGCUGUCUUCAGUGUGAAGACUUCAGUGUGAAGACUUCAGUGUGAUGACUUCAGGAACAGAAAGGCUUUUCUGAGGAUGUCUAAGGUGUCGUCUGAAAAGUGCACCACGACAUCUACAAGGCCGGCAGAAGUAUGGACCUCGCUCUGUGCGGCUUGGGCAGGAAUGAUGCCUUCGAUACGGGCGUCGCCAUAGUUCUUCACCUCGGCCUUCACUCCCCCUAUUCGCACCUCGACUGGCUUUCUUCGCUUCCCAUUUGUGAAGCGGCGGCCUCCGAUUACAAAGGGCUUUCCGUACUUCGCAGGGCCUCGCCACGGGGAAAUAUCGUAUAUCUCGGGCAAACUUCCGUUUUCCCUUUCAAAUUCCGUCAAUGCUUCGUUGCUCGGCGAAAUGACACCAACGUCGCCGUACUUGUAUCCCAUCAUUAUGAUGUUGCACCCCGGGGCGUAUUGGAUAUCAAGGUAGUUCUCCACGUCCAUUAGGUCGCUGCACAUACACACACACCAACCAGACACAGGUGGCACGAGAUGCUGUGCAGUCACUCGAGUAUUACUAACGUGACCAACAGCUCUUCAUUGUUUUCAUCGGGCAAGUCGACGAGGAAUAUAUUUGUGUCCCAUUUCGCCACAAGAAGGUCCCCGCGGAGCCUUCCGCCGAAGCAAUCGCCCCUGAACUCGGUAACCCCCGUUGUGGAUGAUGGGAUUGCCCAGCCCUCCGUGAAGUUCACGCCAGCUUCCAUAUACACACCGUGAUACCUCGAGAAUGCACCAAGUACAAUGGACAUAAAAAGAUGGACCUGCAUUGCUAUAGGUACCAUUGUCUGGUGUCGUUCAAGUUGCGGGCUCGAGCAGGAUUCGGGUGCCCAUGGUAAGCUCCCUCGAAGGAACGAAAAAUGCGGUCGGGAGAAAAUAUGGGCGUGGAAAGAGUAGGCUGGCAGUUCUUGCUCAUUUCGUCUUCAGAAACUGGCCAAGGCUUCGGCAUAAAGACCGGAUUCACGGCGGUCUCGCUCUUCACUCUCGAGUCCAGCCUGCACUCGUCCCAUGUGUCGAAAUCCUGUGGUGUGCAUCCUCUCGCUUGUGGAGGUCCAGUAACCGGCACACCAGACCCAAGAUUCGGACCUGAAAAGUCCGUUGUUAGGUCUAACGCAAAGCAUUCGUUGCGGAGUGUACCAUUCAUGAUAAUGUAGGUUUCCUCUGCACAAGUUAUUCAGACAGACGGACAGACGGACAGACAGCAUUUUUCCGUGUGUCAGGCAGUCUCUGGUUCCACCAUUUGUGGUGAAGACACUGUCGUAGUUAUUCCUCAAACCUGAUGACCAGAUCGAGAUGCCAACCACCGAGUCCGCAAGGGCAUAGCGGUCGCCUUCUAGCUGUUGCAGCCCAGAGACGACAGAGUGCGUGCCUCAGGCUUCCGGGCAUCUUCUUCCUUUUGCAACGUACCUGGUUGGGCUUUUCAACGAGUUCACCUGUCUUGUAAUACUUAUACUUGAUUCGCUUGGUCAGUUUCGGGUUGCGUACCUCUACCUACGCACGAACGCAAGCACAGGAGCAGAGGCGCCGUCAGCGAGAGAAAUGACGCGCAGCGGAGAGUGAUGCUAGUUCCUGAUCAUUUUCAAUUUGCCUGCCUUCAUGAGUGACCCAGUGAGAGGAGAUUCUGGCAAGCCGCCAAGAGUGCAGCCUAAGUUGAGCGAGACACGACGUAGACAGUAGAAUAAUGCCGCAGUGACUAUCAUGACGGUGACCUACCAGGCCAGCCGGCGUUCGUCAUGCUCCCCAU
Vitrella brassicaformis is the source of this 1812-nucleotide messenger RNA. NCBI's taxonomy places the organism in Eukaryota, Vitrellaceae. The record is from the annotation of a GenBank genome assembly.